AUGAGAGAAACUCGCAUUGCUAAACCCUACGCACGAGCGUUGUAUAGUGCAGCGACGGAAGAGGAUAUUUUAGAUCGCAUUGUUGAAGAUGUGAAUCAGGUCCUCCAACUGACACAGGACUCGGAAGAUUUUGAUCAGUUUCUGACUAACCCUAUCCUAUCCCCGCAGUUCAAGAGCGAGAUGUUCCAACAACUUCUAUCCGAAGCUGUUCAGCCGCUCACGCUCAACUUUCUGCUCUUGCUAGCAUUGAAACAACGUGAGAGAUCCUUAGUUGCAAUCUUACAGAUGUUUCUGGAGAUCGUUGAUUUGCAAGCGGGUCGCCUCGUCGCACAGGUGACAUCAGCGGUCCCGCUCACUGAUGCGCAAAAAACCACCCUCUCUCAGCAAUUGAGCAACUAUUCGGAAGCGGAAGUCCGGCUUGAAUUGAACGAAGAUGCUACGAUUCAAGGAGGCGUCAUCGUGCGAUUAGGGGAUACUGUGUUUGAUGGAAGCAUCGCAUCACAGCUGCAACGAAUGAGAACAUUACUUGCGAGGGGAUAA
Messenger RNA from Geodia barretti, 540 nucleotides. The record is from the annotation of a GenBank genome assembly. Lineage: Eukaryota; Metazoa; Porifera; Demospongiae; Tetractinellida; Geodiidae.